Molecule: messenger RNA, 1227 nt
Organism: Octopus sinensis (East Asian common octopus)
Lineage: Eukaryota; Metazoa; Mollusca; Cephalopoda; Octopoda; Octopodidae
Product: organic cation transporter-like protein
Exons: 5
Coding region: 359-1216 (285 amino acids)
Biological process (GO): transmembrane transport
Molecular function (GO): transmembrane transporter activity
Source: RefSeq, a predicted model, not a curated record
AAAGACACGUGGUAUAGUGGUUAGGAUUUCACAUCCACGCUCAUAAGCUCGUAUUUUCGAUUUCCAAACCGGCAGUGACUUGUGUUCGUGAGCAAAACAUUUCAUUUCACGUUGCUUCAGUUCACUCAGCUGCACAGCUGUAAAUUGGCAAACUUGUGAUUGAUUGGUGCUCCAUUCAGGCGAAAUGUUGGCCAGCCUGCCAAGCUAAAAUAGUGGUAUCAUUUGAAAAUUAAUACACAACUAAUCGCAUUGUGACCAGCGCUAUCUAGCAAUAUCCGAGACUCUGGUCGAUACCGUGAUAUAUAUAUAUAUAUACGCGCAUGCUGAAAAAACUUUGAUAAAAAACUUUCGAACAAAGAUGUCACAGAAAAAGGAAUAUGAUCUUGAUGGUCUCUGUGUUGAUUUGAAACAAUUUGGUAAAUAUCAAAUUCUUCAAACAUUACUAAUAAUGUGGCCUGCGAUGGUGGAAAGUUUUUCUUUGCUACAAAUCGUCUUCCUGGGUUACACUCCAGAUCAUCAAUGCAAGGAUCUCUCGGAGGAACAGCUGUCCAUAUACAACGUGACGUCAUACGAUGACAUCAGUUAUGAGAAGUGUCACAUUAACAUAUUUCGUGGCUUGAAAAAUAUUACAGAUGAGCUCUCCUGUAUUAAUGGACACAACUACUCAGCAAAUAAAGAUAUCUCUUAUGUGAUAGAGUGGAACCUGGUUUGUGACAAAGACGGCUUGGCGGAAUUAACACAAUCUUUAUUUACUGCAGGCCAAGGAGCUGGUGCUUUGAUAUUUACGGCUCUUGCAGAUAAAAUAGGUCGGAAACCAGUUCAUGUUGGCUCUGCAUUUUUGCUCUUUCUAUGUGUGUCAGGAAGUGCACUCUCCCCAAACAUAUGGGUCUUCGCAGCGAUUCGAGUUUUAAGUGGAGCUUUUCAACAGGGUAUCGUUAUUCCUGGUUUUACCAUGAUAUUGGAGAUGUUUCCUGCUGACAAACGGACACUAGUUUCAUGCACACUGGGGGUUUGGUGGAGUAUAUGUGUUAUGAUCCUAGCGUUGGUUGCCUAUGUCAUGAGACAUUCAGAAUGGAGAUGGCUCUGUGCCGUUUUUGGGAUUCCCGGGAUCAUAUGUAUAUUUCAAUUUUGGUACUUAAGAGAAGCUUUCGAUGGUUGUUCGCAAAAGGGAAAUUGUAGAAGCCGAAAGAAUUGUGAAACGCGCAGCAAAACUUAACGGAGUCGUUU